AUGGCCGGAGACGUUGCUAUGGAUGACGAACUGCUUGGGCGUGAGGAGGACACGACAGCUGUGGAUGAACAAAACGGCGGAAGGCGACCGGAUGGAGUUGAUUUGCGUCAAACGGGAGAAGGGGGACAGUGGAUGCGGCGAGCCGGGGGAGGAGUUUUGGCUGGGAAGGAAAACCGAGAUAGUGAGGUGUUGCUUGGGGAGAACGUACAACGUGAUAGCGGUGAGCGUGGUUGGCCAGGCGCAAUGGAUGGGGAGGGUGGCAGAAUGACAUGUGAUGUUGUGGGCGGUUUGGGGGGUAAGGGCGGUGAGUGUGGUUGGCCAGGAGCAAUGAAUGGGGAAGGUGGCAGCAACGCAUGUGAUGUUGUGGGCGGUUUGGGGGGUAAUAGUGGUGGGCGUGGUUGGCCAGGCGAAAGGAAUGGGGAAAGUGGUAGAAUGGCAGGAGAUGUUGUGGGCGGUUUGGAUGGAAGGGGGACGGGCAGUAGGGGGGAGCGAGGGAGGGAGGAGGGGAGGGCAGUACGGCAGCCGGGGGCUGGGGCGGGUGUGGCGGAGUUGACGGAUAGGUGGGCGGAUUGGGCACUGCUAGAGGAGGAGGGUGCGGUGUUUAUGCCGGGAGGGGAGGAUGACGGGGUUGAGGGAGGCGGGGAAGGUGAGGAGGAGACAUGGAGGGUGGUCGGGCGCUUUUUGACGCAAAAGUUAAUUAAACUGGAUUUUAUGAGGCAGGUAUUAACGUCAGUUUGGCAGCCGGUCCGUGGGAUACAGGUAACGGAGAUUCAGAGGGGUUUGUUCUUGUUUGUUUUUUUCGAUAAAACAGAUUUGGACUAUGUUCUGAAUGGGGGUCCCUGGGCUUUUGAGAAUAAUGCACUUGUGUGUCGGGAGGUGUUGGACGAGGUGAAUCCUGUGGAUGUGGAGCUGGAUAUGAUUGAUAUGUGGGUACCGCUGCAUGACAUGCCGAAGGGGUACACAUCUCAUGCAAUUCUCGAAUAG
Molecule: messenger RNA, 984 nt
Organism: Ipomoea nil (Japanese morning glory)
Lineage: Eukaryota; Viridiplantae; Streptophyta; Magnoliopsida; Solanales; Convolvulaceae
Exons: 1
Coding region: 1-984 (327 amino acids)
Source: RefSeq, a predicted model, not a curated record